AUGGUUUUGGAAGCACAUCUGUUGAAUACUUCCACGCAAAUGUCACUUUUCGGGGCUAAUUCUGCGCCACAAACCAACCAGGGUGGCUUUGGUGCCCUUGGCCAACAACAAUCUAGCAACGGAUCCGCUCCAACUUCAACAGUGAGCACUAAUAAUCCUCCAGCACCAUCGUUGCAAACUCAAUCUUCGGUUUCUGGACCAAUUGCCAGCUCAAAUCCCUCCAAACUCGUCAAGGAUCUUCUUGAGUCUGCCAACAACCUCCCCCGUCCGAGCAAUGCUGGUUUGGGAUCACUUCACCUCACUUUAUCAGAGCUUCAAAAGCGCUCGGAUCGGAUGAGAAAGAAUACAGAAGACACACAAUCGUUCAAAAGAGCACAUUAUUUGCUUGCUUCGAGUGGUGUGAAUGCAGAUGACAUCGAAGAUGAACUCAAGACCAUAGAUAUGAAUUCUUUGGCACGAGUUCAGUCGUCCACCGUGGCAGCUCCUCCAACUUCUCGUGAAGCCGCCAGCAACAUAGACAACUAUAUCACCACGAAAAAAGACGAAAACAUCUUGUCUGCCAUCGAGCAGAGUCUUUCUAACGCUUCAAAGGAUUUUGACAAGUUUAUCAACCAGAGUGUUUCUAUCGACUGGAAAGUGCGUCGUGAUGAGUUGAGAAAAUCAUUUGGCAUUAUUAAAGCAUCUGAAGACUUGGAUGCUCCAGACACCAAGCGCCGUGCUUUCCUGUGGAACAGGUCGCUUCCUGGAAACUACCACAUUUUGGCUCCUCUUGCUAAAGACACAAACGCUCCUCCACCUCGCCAAAUGUCGAGAGAGAAGUUUGAAAGCCACGCCCAGGUGGUUUAUCACCUCAAUGAAGCUCGAAUGUCCAACUCUUUGUUCCCUCUAGCCUCAAGAUUCGAAGAUGCCAACAAGCAAUAUCACGAUACCAAGUCUCGCCAAGUGGCCGACGCUUGGCGAGUUUUGAUAGAUUUGACUGACGAGAAGAAAAGUAAAGUAUCUCAAGAGCAAAUGUUUCAUACUGAAUAUCUGACACUUCCAUCUCGUUCGCAUACAUUGACAGACAAAAUUAUAAGGUCAGGAAAGGGCUACUUGGAGAAGCAGUUCUAUGCGUACUUGGAUGAAAUUUAUAUGAAAGAUGACAAAAAAGAUGGGUUUGUCCCGGCAACAAACAUCAACAAGGUAAGCUACUUUAUCAACAAAGUGGUCACAAGAAAUAAUGCCGGCGUUAUUGACAGGACACUCAACGUCAACGGAACUCCUCUUUGGGUACUUAUCUACUACCUUCUUCGCAGUGGUUUGUACCAGGAUGCUGUUGAGGUCACCAAUAUUAACAAAGAACUUUUCACCAAACUUGACAAAAACUUCCCCAUAUACUUGAAGAACUACGUUGAAAGUGGAUGCUUAAGCUUACCGUCAGACUUGUCCGACAGAAUACAGUCAGAAUUCAGCAAACAAUUUGCGUUUGUCAAAGAAGACUCAAACGAAGGUUUCGACCCUUACAAAUAUACUUUAUACAAAAUAAUCGGCAAGUGUGGGUUGUCGAAGAAGGCUUUACCUCAUGUUUUAAACUUGAGCAUCGAAGACUGGACAUGGUUUCACUUUUCCAUCAUCAAUGAAACUGGCUCAAAUCAUAACCAAUCGAAACUUGUAUUUGAGAAUUAUUCUUUGGAAGAUUUCCAAGCUAAAAUUCUCCAGUUGGGUGCAAAGAGAUUCAACUCGUCGUCCAAGAAUCCUCUGUUCUUGAAGACCUUACUCAUGAGUGGUCUUUUCGAGUCUGCUGUGCAGUAUACGUACGAGAAUAUCAAUGAGUGCGAUGCGGUACACCUAGCUAUUGGCUUGUGCUACUAUGGUCUACUUAAAGUUGCAAGGAAAAAUCCUCCUCACGACAGUUUGUUCAUUCUUGGCAGCAAUGGACUUCCCGAAAUCAACUUUAGUCGUUUAUUGGGUUCUUACACCAGGUCGUUCAAGAUAAGUGAUCCCAAGGUUGCUUGCCAAUAUCUCAUCUUGAUAGGCAUGGGUGACGGUGGUAACUCUCAUGAAGAACUCAGUAAGUGUCAUGAAGCUUUACGUGAACUCAUACUCAUAUCGCGUGAGUUCAAUAUGUUGCUAGGCGAAUUAGAUCAAACCACUGGUCAGAAAGUUCCCGGACUUUUGGAGCGCCAAAGAUCGUUGAUACAAUUAGCGAGCCGCGAGCAAUUCGAACGUAAAAUCAUUGAUGUGGCUGCUCGCCGAUGUGAAGAAGAAGGCAGAACAUUCGAUGCCUUGUUGUUGUACCAGUUGUGUCUGGAAUUUGAUACCGUGGUGAGUCUCAUAAGUAAGCUCAUGGGAGAAAUACUUUCGACAGUCGACCUCGACAAGCCAUUGAUUGGUUACGGAAAUUACGAAAACAUCAAUGGUGAGUCCCAAGCUGCCGAUACCAUUGACAAUAAUAUCAUAUUGUUAUCGCAACACAUCAUGAAUGUGUUCAACAAGAACAGCAUCAUCAAUUCGCAUAUUCGACCUGGCGUGAAAGAAACGUGCAACAUAUUAAUCUCCAUCAUCUCCAUCAGAGACUAUUUCGUGAACAAAGAGUGGUAUAAGGUGCUCGAGGCAAUGAAGGCACUUGAAUUGGUGCCAAUAGACCCAACUUUGAAUUUGGUACAAGUUAGAAAGAUGGCCGAAAAUGUGCAUCAGAAUCAAGACAACAAUUUGAUAAAGGUGAUUCCGUCACUAUUGGUUAUGGUAAUGACUAGCAUUUCCCAGCUUAACUAUGCGAUCUUGACCAAGAAGUACCAGACGUUAGGCAACGAAAUGGAGGAGUUGAGUAACCUCAAGAACAUGGCGAGAAACUGUAUGGUAUUUGCUGGAAUGAUUCAGUACAAAAUGCCGGGAGAAACUUAUAGUCUUUUGAUCAAUUUGGAGUCACUGUUGUCGUGA
Messenger RNA from Meyerozyma guilliermondii ATCC 6260, 2919 nucleotides. Its product is annotated as linker nucleoporin. Gene Ontology annotation, biological process: protein import into nucleus; poly(A)+ mRNA export from nucleus. NCBI's taxonomy places the organism in Eukaryota, Fungi, Ascomycota, Pichiomycetes, Serinales, Debaryomycetaceae. The record is from RefSeq and is a predicted model, not a curated record. Gene Ontology annotation, molecular function: structural constituent of nuclear pore. Bases 1 to 2919 code for a protein of 972 amino acids. The transcript has a single exon. Gene Ontology annotation, cellular component: nuclear pore.